CAUGCGCAAAGGGAAAAGAACGUGCGACGGAGUUUCCUUCCGACGUUUAUUUGCGGCGCCGCCGGUGGCGUAAUUCGAGCUCCCGAAUCUUGCCGCCGUUUGAACUUCCCGCCGGGGAGAACUGCGAAGAGCCGCGGCCUAGUCCUGAGGGGGAAACUGACAGGGCGGCUACAGUUCAGAGAGCUCCGGCCAUAACGACCCCACUUCCCGCGCUUGGGAAGGGGCGGGUGUCUCCUUUUCCCCCUCGCCGCCGUCAUGUCGGCGGGCUUCUCCUUCGGAGCCGGGACUCUGCCUUCGGCUACCGCAGCUGCUGCUGGUACUGGAGGCGGCGGCGGAGGGGGCUUCUCGUUUGGAGCCACCCCGAGCUCAACUGGAGGGCUUAACUUUGGGACAUUGGGCUCAACAGCUACAGCAACUACAACCGCUUCAUCGGUAGGCUUUGGAACUGGACUUUUUAGCUCAAAACCUGCCACUGGUUUUACAUUGGGAGGGGCUAAUACAGGAACAGCAACCACCAUGGCUACAGCAUUGACACUAGGCACACCUGCUUCUACUUCUGCAAGUACCCCAGGACUUAGUCUAGGAUUCAGCAAACCUGCAGGAUCAGCCACACCAUUUGCUUUGCCUAUCUCUUCUGCCACCUCUGGCCUCUCACUUUCUUCUGCUCUUGCAUCUGCUCCAGCAACAGGGUCCACUGGGUUUACGCUGAAUUUGGGAGGCACAGCUGCUCCAACCACAACGGUAUCCACAGGACUUUCUCUUGGAGGAGCCUUAGCUGGUUUAGGAGGGACACUCUUCCCAAAUGCAAGCUCAGCUACAGGGCUCGGACAGAAUGCUUUCGGUUUGACUCUAGGGGCGGCUGCAGCACCUGCUACUACAGUUAAUGAAGGUCUGGGUGGCAUAGACUUCAGUAGUUCUUCAGAUAAAAAGAGUGACAAAACAGGAACAAGACCAGAGGAUAGUAAAGCCCUGAAAGAUGAAAAUCUACCUCCAGUAAUCUGCCAGGAUGUAGAAAAUCUUCAGAAGUUUGUAAAAGAGCAGAAGCAGGUCCAGGAAGAAAUUAGUCGAAUGUCCUCCAAAGCAAUGCUCAAAGUGCAGGAAGACAUUAAAGCUUUGAAACAACUUUUAUCAGUCGCUGCCAGUGGAUUACAGAGAAACACUCUUAAUAUUGAUAAGCUGAAAGUGGAAACUGCUCAGGAGCUUAAAAACGCUGAAAUAGCAUUAAGAACACAGAAAACGCCACCUGGCCUUCAACAUGAAAAUUCAGCACCAGCAGACUACUUCAGGAUCUUGGUUGAACAGUUUGAAGUACAACUGCAGCAGUACAGACAACAAAUUGAAGAACUGGAAAACCAUCUUGCCACCCAGGCAAACAAUUCCCAUAUAACCCCACAAGAUUUAUCCAUGGCUAUGCAGAAAAUCUAUCAGACAUUUGUAGCUUUAGCUGCACAACUUCAAUCAGUACAUGAAAAUGUGAAGAUGCUCAAAGACCAGUAUCUUGGUUACAGAAAAACCUUUUUGGGGGAUGCUGUGGAUGUGUUUGAGGCAAGGCGAGCGGAAGCAAAGAAGUGGCAGACGGCCCCACGUGUUACUACUGGACCGACCCCUUUCAGCAGCAUACCAAAUGCCGCAGCCGUUGCCAUGGCUGCAACACUUACCCAGCAGCAACAGCCUGCUACAGGGCCACAGCCGUCUCUGGGAGUUAGUUUUGGAACGCCAUUCGGUUCAGGUAUUGGCACUGGCUUGCAAUCAAGUGGCUUAGGGUCUUCAAGCCUUGGAGGGUUUGGAAGUAGCUCUGCUUUUGGAAGCAGUGGCACGGGUGCACCAUCUUUUGGAUUUGGAGCUGCAAAUAAGCCUUCAGGAAGCCUUAGUGCAGGCUUUGGCAGUUCGAGCACAUCUGGGUUUAACUUCAGCAAUCCUGGCAUCACGGCAUCUGCUGGCCUGACUUUUGGGGUGUCCAACCCAGCCUCUGCAAGUUUUGGCACAGGAGGACAACUUCUCCAGCUGAAGAAACCCCCAGCUGGGAACAAGAGGGGGAAAAGAUAAAUGUGAAGG
This is a messenger RNA of Zootoca vivipara (common lizard), 2055 nucleotides long. It is a transcript of the gene NUP58, whose product is annotated as nucleoporin 58. Gene Ontology annotation, biological process: nucleocytoplasmic transport. NCBI's taxonomy places the organism in Eukaryota, Metazoa, Chordata, Lepidosauria, Squamata, Lacertidae. Gene Ontology annotation, cellular component: nuclear pore. The record is from RefSeq and is a predicted model, not a curated record. Gene Ontology annotation, molecular function: structural constituent of nuclear pore.